Messenger RNA from Lichtheimia ornata, 750 nucleotides. RefSeq lists its product as uncharacterized. Bases 1 to 750 code for a protein of 249 amino acids. The transcript is spliced from 2 exons. Lineage: Eukaryota; Fungi; Mucoromycota; Mucoromycetes; Mucorales; Lichtheimiaceae. The record is from RefSeq and is a predicted model, not a curated record.
AUGCAAUCAUCUCGCUCAUACGUUCGCAAUGGCAAAGUUGUCAAGAGAAAUCAUCGUGUGGCAAACCAUGCCAAUCUUGCAAGCCAUUUGGGGUCACUCAACCUCCGAGAGUCUGUCGGCGAUCACGAAGAUGAUCCAGCACAAACUGAGUCGAUGGAUUUGGAUACAGGGAAUGCUAAUGCAUUUUCAAAUAUCCGCUAUACAGCUGUUGAAUCCAGUGAUAGCGACAUCGACAGCGACAGCGACCCAAGCAUUGACGAUGAUGAAGAAGGGACAUCUUCCCCAAAGAGUGCCAUACAUUCGUUGCUUGGCAAAAUGAGCACUCAUCCAGUUGUUCCUUCAACUGUCAGCAACAGUGCCGAGUCUUCAACUUCCCAAGCGAAGAAAACCACUCGACGAAGUGGCCCCAACUUGACUGAUCAGCAAGUUGAUCAAAUCCUUGACCUUGUCGUUAAGCAAAGAAAAAGCCGUCGUGAUGUUGGGGCUAUGUUUAACAAGUCGGCAUCCACGAUCGGCAGAGUUGUCAAGAAGUAUAGAGAAAGUGGAACAGCUGUUGUGUCUCAAAAGGGACGCACAGCUCCCACUAAAAUCGAUGAAGAAGACAACUCGUUCCUCCGACAUUUUCUCUCAACCAACAACACAGCUACUCUGGAUCAGAUUAGCCAUGCUUAUGAGCAAAAGUUUGGCAUAAAAAUCGCCAGCAGUACGCUACAUCAUCAUCUUUGCCACUCAAUGCGCAUCACUCUCUAG